AUGACUGAACCAUUCGAUCCAAGCAUCACGAAGCUUGAUCACCCACCCCUGCAGGUGAAUAAUAACAAUUACGUCUUUCAAGUCGUCACCAAAAUCGACGGUAUCUACACACCUAUUUCCAUUGUGAACCAAGUCCCGUUCAAUGAGGGCUGUUGGAGGAAAAAGGACAAGCUAUGGGUCGCCGAACGCAGCCUCCUCAUACACAAUUUUCUCUCGAACAAGGACCCAGCCGCUCGCUGCAGACUUGAGGCCGAGAAGAAAUCGGUCCUCGAAGUGAGCCGCAAAUACCGGUUCUGGUUCCGCUAUGACCUGGGGGCUGCCAAGGAUGCCCGCUUCCUGGCUAAGAGUAUUCCCGGCAGACAAACGGCUUUGCGGAACCCGCAAAGAGCACUCAACCCAUACACUACAUGCGGCAUCUUGGACUGCCUCGGCCAACAAGCUUUGAAAGAGAAGACUAGCAUUGAACAGUUUCUCAAGCAGCCGUCUAUCUGGGCUCCAAACAGUCUCAAAUCUGUUGUAGACCCUACAUCAGACUUUACGAUUGUCGUUUUUGAUACAACUGACCUGGAUAAUAUAAAAGUGGGCGUCAUUGAAAUGCCACCAGGCUGCAAUGGCAGAGAAGACAGACGUCUGGUAACGAUGGAAGAGUACUGCAACGCUGAGUUUGGGCGGUACACUCCAAUGGGGCAGUCAGUGAUUAAAUCUAUUCACAAUCUCCCUCGUCUUGACGAUUUGACUGUUUUGCAACUGGUCUGGAACACCGAGGAACUGACGAAUUGGGCCAACAAACACGCAGCGCUUCCGAAAGAGCCAACCAGCGAAGCGGCUUUGGCCGAAAAGUCAUUGGCGGAGUUCAAAAACAUCUCGAAUUUUACCCCAUUGGCACUCGAAAGGUGCUUCCCACGCGACGGCAACCUCACAAACUUCUUCGAGGACAAGGGUUUGAAGAUUGCCGAUGAUGAAAUUGCCGGAUUGAUCCUGUCUUGGCUCUACCGUCCCGACCUCGCACUGGUAGCUGUCAAGGAUCUGACUAUUGAGCGACUCAUACAUGGGCUCCGACACCAAUCUCUGGUCCUUGACAAUUUCAGCCUCAGCUUCUCGGCCUGGGUCCUGAUUGAGAGCACUGCUGAGCAACGAGAGAAGCUAAUCACGGUUCUGAAACUGCAGAAUGAGCGUCUGGAGACGGUGUAUAUCGCAGACGCGCCGAUGAAUCCAACGGAUAGUGCAGCGACGAGGACCCUGCUCAUCAAGAGCGCAGAGGCGCAAGCUGAAUUCCUCGGAGAGAUCCGCCGCGCAUACGAUCCGCUCUUGAAGAAAGUCCAGUGCAGCAGCAUGUACACUGGGAAACUGGACUACAUGCUAGGUGGACUCGACAAGAUAAGCUCUGAAGCUACAGAUAUUCUGCGUUGGAUGGCAGCUGAAUACCCCUGUUCAACGCAUGAGUCCUCUAUCAUUGGCAGAGCGCCAUCCAUCUUAUCAACGACACAUACCUCAUCCGAGUCCGGAGUCGACUGGUAUCAGAAACCCGACUGGUAUCAGGAACCCGACUGGUAUCAGAAACCCGACUGGUAUCAGGAACCCGACUGGUAUCAGAAACCCGACUGGUAUCAGACACCCGACUGGUAUCAGAAACCCGACUGGUAUCAGGACCCGAGCGGGCGAUAA
Beauveria bassiana ARSEF 2860 is the source of this 1665-nucleotide messenger RNA. RefSeq names its product ORF28R-like protein. Lineage: Eukaryota; Fungi; Ascomycota; Sordariomycetes; Hypocreales; Cordycipitaceae. The transcript is spliced from 3 exons. The record is from RefSeq and is a predicted model, not a curated record. The coding region runs from base 1 to 1665 and encodes 554 amino acids.